UUUUGUGUGACGACAACCACCUACAAAUAAAUUAGAUUAGUCACUUAAUAUAAUAACACUUGGAUCAACUUCAAGUGGCACUAUUAAUAUCAAAAUUUGUCACUAUUAAAUGCGCAAACCCAAACAAUCAGACAUUUCUAUCGAAUCUCUUCUCUUUAAAUUUAAAUGAUGUUAAAAAAAGCUUUGGGUACUUACUCAAAUAAAUUACAUCUUGAGAACAAUAUAAAGUCGUUACAAACGAACGACAUGUGCGGCACCUUGAACAGAAAAAUUUUGGCAAUAAUUUAGCCCGUCCAAAUUUAGCAAACCCCUUUUUAUUGGAUAAUCCUCUUGGCACUUCCAUCCUCGGUAUAAAAGCAACGGGAACAUCUGACCCUAAAACAAGAAUCAAACGAAAAGCCGAGUAGUGAUCAUUCAUUAAAAACGAUGCCGCGCAACAUAAUUAAAUGGAGAGACCCGACUACGAUUGAAUUCGAGGAUGAUUUUGACUUUGAAAUUGACGUACCAACAACGGGGACCAUAAAGCGUCGCCCUAAAAAGUUCCCCCACGUGCCGAGCGAACGCCCGAGAUAUAGGGCUAAGUUACCCCCGCGAUGUUAUUCCAACGAAGACGUCGCAACCAUCUCAAGACGUUGCGAAGCACGAGCUAUAACCCAAAAAGAAUUUUUUGAUGACCCACCAACUCCUUAUCAACUAAAAAAAUCGGCGUCAGCUGCUGUAGUUAAAGAACAUGGUCACGUUGAAUACAAACAUUCGAAAUCCCACAAAAUUUUGAAGCAAAUCAACAAGAUUCAAACGAGAAUGGCCGAAGAUGAAGAUCCGAAUUUCGAUAGGAUGGUGGCCGCUGGAUUAAGCGCGACCCAAAGGAUACUAAGAGGUAAAUCAGCGAAAGCUAUUGAAACCCAAUUGUUAUCGGAGAGUUUGAAGAAUAUUAAUGAAGGGGUUAUAAGUGAUCAAAGAAACGCGUUGGUCAACACUUAUCGUGGUUCCGCUCACUCGAGGAUGAUGUGCGAAAGAUUGGAAAAAGAACUUGACGACACCUUCAUGGUACCUUUGGAUAAUCUUUCUUCGGAAUUGAAGGGAUUCGAUAGAAAGUCAACGCAAUAUUUUUUCAAUAAAAGGUGAACUAUUGAACUCGAUGUUGUGUAAUAUUUGUGAUGUUAUCUAUUUACAAGUGAGUAGCGUUGAUUUAUAUUUGAAUGCAUCGAGCGUUUGCUAAGAAUAGAUGGGUUUUUGUUUCCCCACUUUAAAAUAUUACCAUAAAAUCACUUUCUUAACUCUUAAUACAUUAAU
This is a messenger RNA of Onthophagus taurus, 1293 nucleotides long. RefSeq names its product paramyosin, short form-like. The record is from RefSeq and is a predicted model, not a curated record. Lineage: Eukaryota; Metazoa; Arthropoda; Insecta; Coleoptera; Scarabaeidae.